AUGCCGCCGCCCGCGCCGCCCACGGAGCUGGUGCCGUCGGAGCGCGCCGUGGUGCUGCUGUCGUGCGCGCUCUCCGCGCUGGGCUCGGGGCUGCUGGUGGCCACGCACGCCCUGUGGCCCGACCUGCGCAGCCGGGCACGGCGCCUGCUGCUCUUCCUGUCGCUGGCGGACCUGCUCUCGGCCGCCUCCUACUUCUACGGGGUGCUGCAGGACUUCGCGGGCCCCUCGUGGGACUGCGUGCUGCAGGGCGCGCUCUCCACCUUCGCCAACACCAGCUCCUUCUUCUGGACCGUGGCCAUCGCCCUCUACCUGUACCUCAGCAUCGUCCGCGCGGCGCGCGAGCCUCGGACCGGCCGCCUGCUCUGGGCCUUCCACGUCGUCAGCUGGGGGGUCCCGCUGGCCAUCACCGUGGCAGCUGUCGCUCUAAAGAAGAUCGGCUACGAUGCCUCGGACGUGUCAGUCGGCUGGUGCUGGAUCGACCUGGAGGCAGAGGACCGCAUCCUGUGGAUGCUGCUGACCGGAAAGCUCUGGGAGAUGCUGGCCUAUGUCACGCUGCCCGUCCUCUACCUCCUCAUCAGGAAGCACAUAAACAGGGCGCACGAGGCGCUCUCCGAGUACCGGCCCAUCCUCUCCGAGGCGCACCAGCUUCAGCGCCGCGCCUCCGUGGCCGAUAAGAAGCUGAUCCUCAUCCCGCUCAUCUUCAUCUGCCUCCGGGUCUGGAGCACCGUGCGAUUCGUCUUGACCCUCUGCGGCUCCCCAGCGGUGCGGUCGCCGGUGCUGGUCGUUCUGCACGGUAUUGGGAACACGUUUCAGGGCGGCGCCAAUUGCAUCAUGUUCGUCCUCUGCACCCAGGCCGUCAGAACUCGGCUCUUCUCUGUUUGCUCCUGCUGCUCUUCCCAGCCGUCUACAGAGAACCCGACUGGCCCCCCCAAGGCUCCUGCACCCUCCAAGACAGGAGACUCUCAGGGAUCCAGACGUACCCCAGAUGAACUUCCAAGCACCUGAGCUUUUCCCUUCCUAGUUCUAUACAGGUGCUGCCUCCCUGGGAACAGGUGGCUCUAUGAGUCCCUGCUGCAGGGAGUGGGGGUGGGCAUCUGCUGGCACUUUAAGCCUCUGCUUUUGAAGCUCUUGACCCCCCAGUGGGGCAGCAGCCAUGAACUCAGCUUCUUCUACCUCCUAGACCCUCGGGUAGCACAUACCCACUCGCCCCCAUGUCUGGCUGCACUCAGGAGUACUUGUCUUCAGUGAGAUUGCAUGCAGGUUGGCAGUGAGAUUGGCACAUGGUCACUGUUAGGUUGCCCUAAUAGAUGUCCACUGGUCAUCAGCCUCAUGACCACACAGCACUAUUUACAGUUCGAGGGACCCACACCUGUGGGAAAGGCACAAAGAAAUAUGUAUACCUUGCAUCUAUCCUAAAUAAAAUGCCAGGGGUUGCCAGAGAUGCAUCCCCCACUUAGAUGUGACGAAGCAGAUUUUGGGUUUGUCAGGGCAUUGAGAUUUCCUGGAGAGCCUAGCUUUGCUGGUCAGCAAAAGAGCCAUUUCCCUUUAACCAGGUUGAAGGUUUCCAGGUGACUACCAUGACUCUAGCACAAUCACUCUGGACAGCUGGUCCCCUUGGGGCCUCCCACAUUCUCUGUAUGGGUUGCCAACACUUGAUGCAGAUUGUGCUUGCAUUUUGAGCCCAGAAUCCAGACUCUUGCCUCCAGUGGUCACUUUAAAAUACAGGUUCCCUUCUCCAGUGCAAGAGCUGGAACAGGUACAAGAAGAGGUAUUACGGGGAAUCCCUGUGGGUGCCUGCUGCCUCUCGCAUCUGUUCUCCUGAAGACUGGAACAGGGAGAGCUGGUGAGGGAUCGGCUGAUUCACUUCCUGGCUUGUUUUUUUAUAGGAAAGGUGACCAGAGAGUUGGUGAAUGAUCCACAGACAGAUUCCUCCCUGUUGGUUGGGGGAAGUGACACAGGCAUCUUGGGGUGAUUAUUUACAUUUAAAAGAAAAGGAUUUAAAAUAAGCAUCCACAUCUUUGUAUUCAUGGCUCCUCCACCAACAUUUCCUCUAAUUUCAGAAAACAGUUUCUCUGUUACGUCACAGAAGCCACUGGCAAAGAUGGCAGGUGUCUGCGUCACCGCAGGAGGCAUGGGGAGAAGUAUAACUCUAGCCUAUAGGUGUCUCUCCCUUGGGUUUGGUCAGAACUCUGCAAAACCAAGAUGACCUUCUGAACCUGUAAAACCGUUCUGGAUUAAAGCCAAAGCCUCACCAUACUGCUGGUUCCUAUUUUAUUCUCAGAAGCAAAAUCUGUCAGAGGAAGAGAAUCUGAAGGGAAGAGUCAUUGAUAGAACUAGAUAAAAAAUACUCAUUUUUGGUUUCCCCACCCCCUUUUUUUAAAGGUUUCUUUAUGAAAAUCAGCAGAAGGUGAUCAUCCCUUUAGGACUCCUGGGCUGCCCUACAGAAAGCUACCUGUCAUAGGGCAAUCUCCUAACAGAAAUGGCCAAUAGAAGGGGAAUCCAGGGAUCCCCUAAAGACAAGACGGCAGAUCAUGGGCACAUGGCUUCUAGAAUGGAGCAGAAAUUCAGGAAGUUACUUGCUGCAAGAGAGAAAACGGUUCAGAGCUGAGUUAGCCUGUGGGCCACAGAGGAUGAAAAGAAAAUAGAGCCUGCUUGGAAGAGGGCCCCGGAGUCCUUGGCUUAGACUGCAGCGCCUGGCGGGUGUGGCUUCCACAGGACUGGGGACACUGGGUGUCCCCAGGCAGGCCGCUGUCAGGAAGGGCCGGCAGAGGGAAGAGGGGCUCAGGAGACUCUCUGGGGCUCCCUCAAGUUCUCAUUCCACUUGUUUGAUGCCGCUGCUGUGCUGUCUGCUUUUGUAACAACCACCUAAAUGUUACCCCUGGAUAUUUCCAUUUCCACUCCCCCUGCUGCCUGCCCAGCUCUGCUGAGGGCCCAGGUGUUCCCAUGAUUGGUGGAGACCAUGUGGGCAGGGGAGGGGUGCGUCCCAGUGCCUUGGCCUGAGGCCAGGGGCCCGGGUGGGGGGUUGGGGAGGCUCUGGCUGGAUCUCUGUGGGGUUCAGAACUCGAAGAUGAUGGGGGCAAAGUCAUAUCUUAGGAGUCCGGGAGGGGCUCCUGCUUUCCGAUCAGAGCAAGAGAGGCUUCCUCUCGAACUUUGCUCGGCCCCCUCCGUGGGUUUCUUUCUCUUCCAUCAGCCUUGCUCAUGUUCCCGCACCUGUGUCCUCCCUUACUGACGUGUAACUCAGCCAGGACAGAUGCUACGGCCUCAUCCGUGUGUCCUCAGCCCAGAGCCUUCUCUUCUCAGGCACUUUCUGCCUUUCUGUGCUUCUCAGUUGUUUAUGUUUGUUUUGUCUUUUAAUGAAGUAGUAUUUGGCCGGGGCUGAGGGUGCACACAGAGCGCUUCUUAUGUACACAACGACAAGAAACCUUCUACGAGAAACGUUUUACAAACUUCCUGUCAUGGCAUAAUAACAGUUGUGAGGUCUUUGGGGCCUGUGCAAAACUGUAUCAAAACCCUGAUCAUCUUGGGUUGAAGCCAAAGUCUCCUUAUUUUAACUUAAAUAAAAUAAUUAUUUUUUCUUU
Molecule: messenger RNA, 3578 nt
Organism: Canis lupus familiaris (dog)
Lineage: Eukaryota; Metazoa; Chordata; Mammalia; Carnivora; Canidae
Gene: GPR157
Product: G protein-coupled receptor 157
Exons: 4
Coding region: 1-1005 (334 amino acids)
Biological process (GO): adenylate cyclase-activating G protein-coupled receptor signaling pathway; cell surface receptor signaling pathway
Cellular component (GO): plasma membrane
Molecular function (GO): G protein-coupled receptor activity
Source: RefSeq, a predicted model, not a curated record